AUGGGAAACAACGGGCACACAAUCACUAAACUUCUUAUCAAUGAAAACAUGCACGAAAUCAAGGAAUUUAGAAACCAUCAAUUUUCAAUGAAUGCAGGUUACCUGCAUAUAGAUAACUACAUUCAAGACAACCAACUACAAACUCAGAUCACAUCUUCAUCUCAAUACACUUCACAAGAGAAGUUUAUGUACAAUGUUCAAGCUAAAACUCUUCGCCAAAUCAAGACUGUUGGACAUGAAAUGAUUUGUGUCGCUGUAGCAACUCUGUCAAAGGUUGUGCCAGACAAAUUCGGUUGGUUUUAUCUUGGUUGCACUAAUUGCACAUUCAAAGCUUUAGAAGGGAUUACAAAUUAUCAUUGUAAAUGUGGUGUUCAGGCCGGUGAUACUGACAUAAGGAUAUAUCCAUCAGAACUUCGAGACAUAAUGGGGACCACUCUAGUUUUUUGUGUAAAACUACAACCAUCUUCAAAACAGUGUUCUGUUAAUAAGUCAUGGAAUGAUACUGCACUUAUUGCUACAAUUAAGGAACAAUUUCAAAUUGAAGAGAACACAUCCAAAGGAGAACCGAGUCGUGAACUUCUUAGUCAAGAAAUACUAUUUGACACUCAAUCAUUAUCAACGACUGAUGAAAGCGAUAUUGAAAAUAUUCAGGCAGCUACAUCGGCUAAAAGGCCUCCAACUGAUUACCAACAAGAUAAUGGGGAUAACGAUGCAAUUGCAAGAAUAUCAAAUGUAUAA
This is a messenger RNA of Cicer arietinum (chickpea), 738 nucleotides long. NCBI's taxonomy places the organism in Eukaryota, Viridiplantae, Streptophyta, Magnoliopsida, Fabales, Fabaceae. The record is from RefSeq and is a predicted model, not a curated record.